AAUUUUUUCAGAUCACCUGCCCCCUAGAUUUUAAAACAUUUCUCCGGAAAAGCUGCUUCCCGCACGACGAACCCCGUAGUGGGGCAUCGUACCUGGUUCCUAUAUAACGCCCUGGUUUUUUUGCAUUGAUUCCCCGCCCUCUGCCUACUCUCUCCCACCAUGGCAAAGCUCGCUCGUGUUGAAGACAGACCUACCCCUCCAGAAGUAUACGGCUGGCGGGUUUAUAUGAAUGGCUUCAUUGCUACCUUCGCCGCUGUUAUGAUUGGAUACGACUCUGCCUUCAUUGGCACUUCCAUUUCUCUCGCCAGUUUCAAGAGUGAAUUCGACCUCACCAAAAAAACGACGAGCGAGUUCAACCUCAUCUCGGCAAACAUCGUGUCCUUGUAUCAGGCAGGCUGCUUCUUUGGCGCAAUUUUCGGCUAUCCCAUUGGCUACUAUUUGGGACGCAGAUGGGGUCUUUUCUUCGCUGGUUUUGUAUUCUGUGUCGGUGCCGCCAUGCAGACUGCCGCUUCGUCUAGCACGGGUCUUGGCAUCAUAUACGCGGGACGGGUUAUUGUCGGCCUAGCAAUUGGCACAGCAUCGAACUUAGCCCCCAUUUACGUUGCUGAAAUCGCGCCUCCCGCCAUCCGUGGCCGACUCAUUGGCCUAUAUGAGCUUUGCUGGCAAAUCGGUGGGACAGUUGGAUUCUGGAUCAACUAUGGUGUUACGCGCCACAUAGCUGCAGGCCACACACAAUGGCUUAUCGCCUUCGCCGUUCAGCUUGUUCCGGGAGGCCUCCUUUUCCUUGGUGCUCCGUUCUUGACAGAGUCUCCUCGUUGGCUUGUCUCUCGCGACCGCAACGACGAGGCGCUCGAAAGGCUUGCAUGGCUCAGGCACCUUUCUCCUUCGCACCCUUAUGUCGCUGAAGAGUUCGUCGCGAUUGAAGAGACCAUCAAGCAUGAACGGAGCCUGGCAGGUGCCGGCUUCCUUGGUCCCCUCAAGACAGUCUUCGAGAGUAAGAAGCUGCUCUACAGACUAUUCCUUGGGGCCAGCUUGUUCGCCUGGCAGAAUGCCACAGGUAUCAACGCGAUCAAUUACUAUUCGCCUACGAUCUUCAAGUCUAUCGGUGUCACUGGUCAGAAUGCUUCACUUCUCACCACUGGGGUCUAUGGUAUCAUCAAAUUGGUCGGCGCUCUUCUGUGGCUGCUAUAUGUUGUCGAUUACUUUGGUCGGCGGCGGAUCCUCUUGAUUGGUUCUCUUGGUGGUGCCAUCAGCAUGUACUAUAUUGGCGCCUACAUCGCCAUUGUCAAACCCGCAGAGCAUCCCACAUCGACCCUCACUGCUGGAGGCAAGAGUGCUAUCGCUUUCUUCUACAUCUGGACUGCUUUCUACUCUCCGUCAUGGAAUGGGACGCCAUGGGUCGUUGGUGCUGAGUUCUUCCCUCAACAUGUCAGGACAUUCACUCAAGCCUGCAUGGCUGCAAGUAACUGGCUGUUUGCCUUCCUCAUCGCCCGCUUCACGCCUCAGAUGUUUACGGCAAUGGGAUACGGCGUAUAUAUCUUCUUUGCGAGCCUGAUGAUCCUUUCCAUCUUCUACGUUUACUUCCUCCUUCCUGAGACAAAACAAAUACCCUUAGAGCACAUGGAGGAUCUCUUCGCUCCCGGAGUCAAGCCUUGGCGCGCCCACGAUAUCGUCAUGGCCAAGAUCAGAAAUGAGAAUGGGAUGUGUGCGUCGGGCAAUAAUUCAUCGGAGUAUGUAGCGGACGAGAAGGUCGAUCAGGAACAAGUUGAGACUGUUUAAUGUCUCCAUACCCGGAUCUAUUAAUGAGAUUUAUACAAGUAGUUUAAGUACCCCAAUCUCUGUAACGCGUUUGUUAAUGUCACUUUCAUGGAUGUACGAAUAUAUGCAGCACAUUAUUAAUACUAUGGCUCUUUACCGAAGCUUUUUCUCUGCUCCUGUUCCAAACCCUCCGA
Desarmillaria tabescens is the source of this 1952-nucleotide messenger RNA. Its product is annotated as quinate permease. Gene Ontology annotation, cellular component: membrane. Gene Ontology annotation, molecular function: carbohydrate:proton symporter activity. The record is from RefSeq and is a predicted model, not a curated record. Lineage: Eukaryota; Fungi; Basidiomycota; Agaricomycetes; Agaricales; Physalacriaceae. The transcript is spliced from 10 exons. The coding region runs from base 160 to 1779 and encodes 539 amino acids. Gene Ontology annotation, biological process: carbohydrate transport; transmembrane transport.